ACAUAUAAUUAUUCCUACUGGUGGCGUGGAAUUUUGUUUUAGGAAACUGGGUAGGUCGCCUCUUUCCCCGGCUUUCCUCAUGAAGACAGAAGAGGAAAGAAAGGGAGGGGAUUCGAAGGGUCUAUUUCUUCUAUUUUUUUCCUUUCCCUGUGCUCAUUCUUCAUUUCUUUGCCAUUUCCGGUGAAGCCUCCUCUAUCCCUUUUCCAUUGCUGAGGGAACAACGGUGGAAUAAUUAGCUGGAGAUCAGCAUGGUUCGGGGGAAGACGGAGGUGAGACGGAUCGAGAACGCGACCAGCCGGCAGGUGACGUUCUCCAAGCGCCGGAAUGGUCUCCUGAAGAAGGCCUUCGAGCUCUCCGUCCUCUGCGACGCCGAGGUGGCUCUUAUCGUCUUCUCCCCCAAGGGAAAGCUCUACGAGUUCUCCAGCUCCAGCAGCAUUCAAAAGACAGUUGAUCGUUAUUUAAUGCACACAAAAGAUGUCAACAUCAACAUCAGAGCAACGGAACAAAAUAUGCAGCAAUGGAGGGCUGAAGCUGAAGCCAUGACAAAGAAGAUUGAACAUCUUGAAGCCUAUAAAAGGAAGCUAUUGGGUGAGGGUUUAGGAUCAUGUUCAUUAGAGGAACUCCAUGGAGUAGAGAUGCAGCUGGAGCAAAGCCUAAUCAAAAUCAAGGAAAGAAAGUAUCACAUGCUGAUGGAGCAAAUUGCACGGCUAAAAGAAAAGGAGAGGAUUCUUUUAGAAGAGAACUUAUCAUUACGUGGAAAGGAGAGGAUUCUUUUUAAAGAGAACUCAUCAUUACAUGGAAAGUGCAAGACAGAACCUCCAGUACAACUGAUAACUCAGGCAUCUUCAAAUGGUGAUGCUUGUCAAAAUAUGGAGGUAGAGACUGAGCUGAUUAUUGGAAGGCCAGGAACCUGUGAGGCUAAACAACAGGAUCAUGUUAGCCUCAACAAGCAGUGGUCGCAGGUUUAGAUCUUGCUCUCGAUUAUACACACCUCCGAACAAUAAGUUCAUGACACGCCGAUUGUUUAACUUUUCUUAAAAUCCUAAAUCCUUACAAAGAUCUGGGCAAUGGGACAUCAAAAGGUCAAAAUAACAGAGUGAAUUAUUUUCGGUAUUAGAUGUCAACAUGCAAAUUUGUCAGCUGAGGCAAGAAUUCAGAAUAUAUGCAUAUCAUCAUCUGUGUGAUUUGGUGUGAGUAAAGAGAUGAUAAUUUCAAAUUUCUUGACCGUUCCAAAAUUUGGACUUGUCAGAAUUUUUUAUGUAUUUGUCAUAUAAUUUUAUGUAUUUGUAACGUAUAUAGUGGUUUACAGUUUGAACCGCUAUAUACUGGAAACAUAGAAAGUAUGCAAGUGCUCUGUGAACAUUUCUUGCAAGAUGCAAUAAAAAAAAAAAAAGCUAUAAAGAAGAUUCUCAUAAAA
Messenger RNA from Elaeis guineensis (African oil palm), 1417 nucleotides. RefSeq names its product MADS-box transcription factor 50. Gene Ontology annotation, biological process: positive regulation of transcription by RNA polymerase II. Gene Ontology annotation, molecular function: DNA-binding transcription factor activity; RNA polymerase II transcription regulatory region sequence-specific DNA binding; protein dimerization activity. Gene Ontology annotation, cellular component: nucleus. The record is from RefSeq and is a predicted model, not a curated record. Lineage: Eukaryota; Viridiplantae; Streptophyta; Magnoliopsida; Arecales; Arecaceae.